AUGGUCGUCUGCUCCUUCUUCCAGCAGGGACGUUGUAAAUUUGGCGACCGCUGCAAGUACGAACAUCCCGGACGAGGCACAGCCGGCGCUUCUGGCAACCGAUUCGGCGCGCUCUCAGGAGGAGGAUUUGGAGGUCAACCAGGAGGAACAGCUCAGGGAACAACAGACUACGGUGUCACAGCGAACGAUAUCAAGCUCGACCUAACUGCUGGCAAAGGACGUCCAGAAUGGGUCUUCUCAUCCUACGCGCCGAGUCGCAAUGUCCCUCGACAGUUGUUUGGCGGCCCUCAACGAGAGCUGAGCAUGGAGGAAAUGCGCCUUCGUCACUAUGAGCUCGCCGCAGCAGGGAACAUGAACCAGGCUGUGCAGGAGGCACAGACCUUGUGGCAAGAGUCCGUCAAUCAGAUGGAAUCUGCCCUGAAUGAUCUCAAUGGCGCCGUGAAAUACAUCAUCGAUGGAGCCAAUGAGCAUCCGAAUCGCCUUGAUAUUGUCGAGCGAGCUCAAAACUCUGGCGGUCCCCAGCCAUCCGCCUUUGGACAACCGUCGACAGGACAACCAACGAAUGCCUUUGGAGCUCCAGCUGCGUCGGCUGCUGCAAGCUGGGGCAAGCCUUCAGGGUUCGGUCAACCUACAGCCUUCGGCCAAGCAUCGGCACCACAACCAGCGCAAGCAGCUGCUUUUGGACAGCCAUCGCCAUUCGGACAACCCUCGGCCUUGGGCCAGCCCUCGGCUUUGGGUCAAGCUACAGGCUUCGGUCAGCCCUCUCAGCUGGGACAAGGCUCGGCUUUUGGUCAACCUUCGUCUCUUGGAGCUAGUGGACCAGCAGCGUUUGGCAAACCUGCAUUUGGCCAGUCAGGGUUCGCCACGACCGGAGGAACUCAGUCUGCGUUCGGUCAAACGGGCUUCUCGCAGCCUGCCGCUCCAGCAACUGGCGCGUCUCCUUUCGCACAGGCAAGUCAAGGUCAGCCGGCCGCAACCGGCUUCGCUGCCCUCUCCAAACCAUCGCCCUUUGGGCAACCGUCUGCUCUACAACCAGCUGCGACCACAGGCGGCUUUGGCCAACCUGCUCCGUUCGGGCAGCCAUCACAGUCUGCAUCACCAUUUGGCCAGGUUUCACAGCCGCAGCAGCCGCAGCCGCAACAACCACCGCCAGCAGCUGCACCCUUCGGGCAGCCAUCCACGGCGCCGAGUCCGUUUGGCGCUCCAUCAUUACAACCGCAGCAGCCGGCAGCUGCUCCCUCGCCUUUUGGUCAGCCUGCCGUUUCGCAAGGUGUUCCUGUGCAAAAGGUGAAUGCAGGGCCCCGCGCAUUCUUAAAGAUCGACAAUCCCAACGAAUUGAAUCCAUUGCCGCCUCUAGAGGGGGAGACUCGACGCGAUCCUGCCAACAACCGUCUAAUUCUUUGGAAGGGCCGUCCAGUGACAUACAUCAAAGACACGCCCUGCUAUUUACACCCACAAGACAACAAGACCUGCGUUCGCAUCAAUUUCGCGGACGGCCCUCCAGAUGAUGCGAGUUUACGAGACUCCCAGGCUAAGCCCGAGGAAUACACUCCCGAGGUUGAAGAAAUGUACAAAUUCUUCCUCGAGAAUGGCUACUUUAAAGAUGGCGUGAUACCACCAGUGGCACCCAGGAAGGACUUCAUCAGCUUUGAUUUUUAG
Messenger RNA from Penicillium oxalicum, 1659 nucleotides. RefSeq names its product FG-nucleoporin nup42. The transcript is spliced from 4 exons. Lineage: Eukaryota; Fungi; Ascomycota; Eurotiomycetes; Eurotiales; Aspergillaceae. Gene Ontology annotation, molecular function: metal ion binding. The record is from RefSeq and is a predicted model, not a curated record. The coding region runs from base 1 to 1659 and encodes 552 amino acids.